AUGUUUUUCAUCAAAGAUUUAUCUUUAAAUAUCACUUUACAUCCAUCCUAUUUUGGACCAAGAAUGAAACAAUUCUUGAGGAGUAAAUUACUUCAAGAAGUGGAAGGUUCAUGUACAGGUAAAUUUGGUUAUAUCUUAUGUGUAUUAGAUUAUGAUAAAAUUGAGAUUGAACGUGGUAGAAUAUUGCCCACAGAUGGUUCGGCAGAAUUUACAGUUAAAUAUAGAGCUAUUGUUUUUAAACCAUUUAAGGGUGAAGUUGUUGAUGGUACAGUAGUGUCUUGUUCACAACAUGGUUUUGAGGUUCAAGUAGGGCCCAUGAAAGUGUUUGUCACUAAACAUUUAAUGCCUCAGGAUUUAACUUUCAAUGCUGGAUCAAACCCUCCAUCUUACCAAAGUUCAGAUGAUGUGAUUACCAUAAAGAGUAGAAUUAGAGUCAAGAUUGAGGGUUGUAUAAGCCAAGUUAGCUCUAUCCACGCUAUUGGGAGUAUCAAGGAAGAUUAUCUUGGUGCUAUUUAG
Arxiozyma heterogenica is the source of this 516-nucleotide messenger RNA. RefSeq names its product DNA-directed RNA polymerase II subunit RPB7 (gene RPB7). Gene Ontology annotation, molecular function: translation initiation factor binding; single-stranded RNA binding; single-stranded DNA binding. Bases 1 to 516 code for a protein of 171 amino acids. The transcript has a single exon. Gene Ontology annotation, biological process: DNA-templated transcription; positive regulation of translational initiation; transcription initiation at RNA polymerase II promoter. Gene Ontology annotation, cellular component: RNA polymerase II, core complex; P-body. Lineage: Eukaryota; Fungi; Ascomycota; Saccharomycetes; Saccharomycetales; Saccharomycetaceae. The record is from RefSeq and is a predicted model, not a curated record.